CUGUUAAGUCUGCCGGGGACUGAGAGAGAAGAAGAAGCGCACUUGUUUACGGAAGUCUUGAUACAAACGCGAAAAUAUGAUGUCAACCUGAUUUGGUUUUUUUUUUUUUUUUCGAAUGUCAAUUUUUUUUUUAAUUGAGACGCUUGUAUAAAGAAGAAAAUGGCGCAUGUAUCACACACCGGGGCAGUGCCAGGAGGAAGCUCGGUCAAACCCCCUAAAGGCUUCAAACCGUGGACUCUUGCGGUGCUGUCCAUUGUUGUUUCUGCCGUAGUUGUACUUGCUUUCGGUGCUUUCUACGCACUUUUGGACCCUAUUCUGCAAGAGCUGCAGGCCGGCAGAGUCAAGGGAGAAGAUGGGGCAGAGGUACCGAUGUUAGGCUUCUGGAGUAUCUUGGUUCUCUCGGUAAUAACGGGAUUGAGUUGCUGCGUCUUCUCAUGGACGCUGACCUACCUCAACUCCUACAAACCGGGCCUGGUGCCACCAACCAUUGCAACACUACUGUGCAGUGAGAAACCCCAACAAGAUUUGCUCUUGGAUUAUGGCGUCGCGCUCCUUAACGGCUGCAUGGCAACGUUUACCGUCAUCUGGAGCCUGAGAUGAAUUCAUUCUGCGUUUGUGUCCAACUAUGGCGAUGCCUGUUAAACAACAAUGAACUAUUAAAUUUGAUCUUUGUGAAAUGUUUUAUUCAUGUCAAAAAUACAUGUCAAGUAUUUUACAUUGUCACCAAAUUCCAGUACAGUGUGUGUACGUGUAUAUUUUAUAUAUAUAUAUAUAUAUAUAUAUAUAUAUAUAUAUAAAAAUUUGUAGAACGUUUCAGAAAACUCAUGUCCUGUAUAUAGAUUUUCAUAGUGCUGUGGAAAAGUGUUUGGUGUUUGUCACACCUAAAUGUUUUCCAGUAUCAACUAAUUUAAAGUUAAUACAGGUACACACAAAAUGCAGUUUUAAAAAAAAAAAUCCAACUCUUAAGUGACACUGUGAAAACAUGACCACGUCAGGACUAUGACGAGGCCCCUCCAUAGUCUUCAGUUUGUUUUCCGUCAGUCAUACAGAAUUGGACUUGCUGGUGUGUUUUGGAUUAUUGUCCUGCUGCAGGACCCAAGUUCGUUUCAGCAUGAGGUCACAGAUGGCUGGAUGGUGUUAGUUUCACACCAGAUGGGAUGCACAUCUUGCAAAAAGUUAUUUUGUCCGACCAGAGAUUUUCCCCAAAUGUCUUCAGGUAAAAUUGAGACAAGCCUUUAUGUUCAACAGUGGUUCUCAUCUUGGAAUUCUGCUAUGUGCGUCAUUUUUUGCUCAGCCUUUCUUAUGUUGGAGUCAUGAAGACACCUUAACUUUUGGUCAGCUGGCCAGUCCUAUAAAGAUUCACCACUG
Molecule: messenger RNA, 1368 nt
Organism: Syngnathoides biaculeatus (alligator pipefish)
Lineage: Eukaryota; Metazoa; Chordata; Actinopteri; Syngnathiformes; Syngnathidae
Gene: arl6ip6
Product: ADP-ribosylation factor-like 6 interacting protein 6
Exons: 4
Coding region: 160-600 (146 amino acids)
Source: RefSeq, a predicted model, not a curated record